Messenger RNA from Saitoella complicata NRRL Y-17804, 2496 nucleotides. RefSeq names its product glycoside hydrolase (gene GH2). Gene Ontology annotation, molecular function: beta-mannosidase activity. Gene Ontology annotation, biological process: glycoprotein catabolic process; carbohydrate metabolic process. The transcript has a single exon. The record is from RefSeq and is a predicted model, not a curated record. NCBI's taxonomy places the organism in Eukaryota, Fungi, Ascomycota, Saitoellomycetes, Saitoellales, Saitoellaceae. The annotation marks the transcript as partial.
UCCUGGUCCUUCAACUACGAAGAUCAAUGGCUCCCCUGCGCUCACUCUCCCUCGCAGAUCCACCUGGAGCUGUUGUCGGCCGGAAAGAUCCCUGAUCCGUUUGAAGGGAUGAAUGAGAAAGAUCUACAGUGGAUUGGGGAGAGGUGUUGGACUUAUCGCUGCGAAUUCGAGAUUCCGGAACUUGAUCAUGACGAUCUGAAGACAGUGUUGGUGUUUGAGGGACUUGAUACGUUCGCGACAGUCCGGCUGGAUGGAAAACAGAUUCUCAAAUCCGAAAAUCAAUUUCACACACAUCGCAUCCCAACCAACCUCACCCCCGGCCGCACCCACACCCUCACGCUAACCUUCUCCUCCGCCCUCCACCACGGCCACGCCCUCCUCCACACGCACGGCAACCGCGCCCUCUGGAACGGCGAUGCAUCCCGCCUCUACGUCCGAAAAGCGCCCUACCACUACGGCUGGGAUUGGGGGCCCGUGUUGAUGACGUGUGGACCGUGGAGGGAGGUCAGGGUUGAGAGGUACGAGGGCAGGUUGGUGGACGUGGUUGCGAAGGUGGAGGUUACCGAUAAUCUCAGUACUGCGACUCUUGAUGUUGAGGUCGAGACGGAGGGUGGGGAUGUUGUUACGAUUCAGUUGUUUAGCCCUGAGGGGGAUUUGGUUGUGGAUGGGCAAGAUGUUAGGGUUGGGAAGGAUGGGAAGGGAAGGACGGAAAUCACGCUGAAGGAUCCGGAGUUGUGGUAUCCGCACUCACUCGGCGUACAACCCCUCUACGAACUCCGCGCCGUCCUCACAUCCCCCACUUCCCCAUCCACCACACACACCCUAACCCGCCCCCUCGGCCUCCGCCGCGCAAAGCUGAUUCAGCGCCCACUCAAACACGACGCGCCCGGCACGACCUUUCAUUUCGAAAUUAAUGGUGUUCCGAUGUUCGUUCCCGGUGCGGAUUGGAUCCCGGCUGAUUCGUUUACGUGUCGUCUCACCGACAAAGAUUACGAGGACUGGGUUGAUUUGGCGGUUAGGGGUGGGCAUGCCAUGCUCCGAGUCUGGGGUGGCGGAAUCUACGAAUCCGAGGCGUUUUAUCGGGCCUGUGAUGAGAAGGGUGUCUUGGUGUGGCAAGACAUCUUGUUCGCAUGCGGGCAGUACCCAACCCACCCCGAGUUCUUGUCGAGUGUGGAGAGGGAGGUGAAGGAGGAAUUGGGAAGGUUAAGACAUCAUCCGUCCAUCGUCUUGGUGUGUGGGAAUAAUGAGGAUUACAUGCUUGCGGAACAACUCAAACUCGAGUAUGAUCCCGAGGACACGAAUCCCGAGAAUUGGCUCAAGACGAGUUUUCCGGCAAGGUGGAUAUACGAGAAGUUGUUACCGGAAUGCGUUGAGGAUGUCGCGCCGCAUAUCGAUUACCACCCCGGUUCGCCGUGGGGUGGGAAAGAUACGAUGGAUCCAAACGGAGGCGAUCUACAUCAGUGGAACGUCUGGCACGGAUCGCAGGCACCGUAUCAAACCUAUCCAGCCCUAGGCGGAAGAUUUGUCUCCGAAUUCGGAAUGCAAGCAGCCCCACACCCACGUACCAUCAAAUCCUUCACACACGGCAUGAGUGAGGGAGAGGUAUACCCCCAAAGCGCAGUGAUGGACCACCACAACAAAGCCGAUGGCCACGAAAAGCGGCUCGGGGGGUACCUCGUCGAGAAUUUCCGUUGGAAGGACGAUAUACCCGGAUGGUCCUACGCAACUCAGUUGUUGCAGUCUGAGGCAUUGUCAACGGCAUACCGACAUUGGCGCCGUGCGUGGAGGGGGGAGGGGAGGGAGGAGUGUGGUGGGGUUUUGGUGUGGCAGUUGAAUGAUUGUUGGCCGUGUACGUCGUGGGCUGUCGUUGAUUAUGAGAAGAGGGCGAAGAUGGCAUGGUUCACAAUCCGGCGUGAGCUCGCCACGAUUUCUGUUGGGGUCGAGCGGGUGGAGAAGAGGGAUGGGCCAGAGGGUGAGAAGGUGGUGAAGGGUGCGGUGGAUGGGCAACCGGGUCAACCGUUUGAUUAUGCGGAGAAGAAGGUUGUGUUGAAUGCGUGGGCGUGCAAUGCCUCGCUCAAGUCCGUUUCUGCCAUCUUACAGCUUCGCGCGUACGAAAUCAAGAGCGGCGAAGAACUCCCCGCACUACGUCUCCGGAAAGAAGUCACGCUCGCACCAAACUCCUCUACCGAAAUCCUGACAGAAAUCGACGCGGAAGACACAGACGUCGUCUACAACGCCUGUCUCCUCGCCCCCGAAGACGAUGCCGCGUUCGCAUGUACCUCUUCCUGGCCCCAACCUUUCAAACACAGCCUCUUCCCCGCCCGGAACGUCCAGCUCACCAUCUCUCCCGACCGCACCUCCGUCACCGUCACCGCCGAUCGUCCGACGAAGGGCGUUUGGCUCGAUGUGGUGGGUGAUGAUGAUAGGGGUGUGAACUGGGGUGAUAAUUGUUUAGAUGUGUUUCCGGGGGAUGAGAGGGUUGUGGAGGUUGAGGGG